AUGGCCUCAAGGCUGGCCCCAUAUCCUGGCACGGUUGCCACCGCCACUACUAGAGACUGUGCUCAGGACUGUGCUCAGGACUGUGCUCAGGACUGUGCUCAGGACUGUGCUCAGGACUGUGCUCAGGACUGUGCUCAGGACUGUGCUCAGGACUGUGCUCAGGACUGUGCUCAGGACUGUGCUCAGGACUGUGCUCAGGACUGUGCUCAGGACUGUGCUCAGGACUGUGCUCAGGACUGUGCUCAGGACUGUGCUCAGGACUGUGCUCAGGACUGUGCUCAGGACUGUGCUCAGGACUGUGCUCAGGACUGUGCUCAGGACUGUGCUCAGGACUGUGCUCAGGACUGUGCUCAGGACUGUGCUCAGGACUGUGCUCAGGACUGUGCUCAGGACUGUGCUCAGGACUGUGCUCAGGACUGUGCUCAGGACUGUGCUCAGGACUGUGCUCAGGACUGUGCUCAGGACUGUGCUCAGGACUGUGCUCAGGACUGUGCUCAGGACUGUGCUCAGGACUGUGCUCAGGACUGUGCUCAGGACUGUGCUCAGGACUGUGCUCAGGACUGUGCUCAGGACUGUGCUCAGGACUGUGCUCAGGACUGUGCUCAGGACUGUGCUCAGGACUGUGCUCAGGACUGUGCUCAGGACUGUGCUCAGGACUGUGCUCAGGACUGUGCUCAGGACUGUGCUCAGGACUGUGCUCAGGACUGUGCUCAGGACUGUGCUCAGGACUGUGCUCAGGACUGUGCUCAGGACUGUGCUCAGGACUGUGCUCAGGACUGUGCUCAGGACUGUGCUCAGGACUGUGCUCAGGACUGUGCUCAGGACUGUGCUCAGGACUGUGCUCAGGACUGUGCUCAGGACUGUGCUCAGGACUGUGCUCAGGACUGUGCUCAGGACUGUGCUCAGGACUGUGCUCAGGACUGUGCUCAGGACUGUGCUCAGGACUGUGCUCAGGACUGUGCUCAGGACUGUGCUCAGGACUGUGCUCAGGACUGUGCUCAGGACUUCGGCGUCUUCUGGGGGUUCCCCGGCGACGCCGGCGUGGUCGUUGCGAAGUCGGCGCAGGUGGAGGUCGGCAGUGGUGGCUGGCGGUCGUGA
Schistocerca nitens (vagrant locust) is the source of this 1098-nucleotide messenger RNA. Its product is annotated as NFX1-type zinc finger-containing protein 1 homolog. The transcript is spliced from 3 exons. NCBI's taxonomy places the organism in Eukaryota, Metazoa, Arthropoda, Insecta, Orthoptera, Acrididae. The record is from RefSeq and is a predicted model, not a curated record. Bases 1 to 1098 code for a protein of 365 amino acids.